Molecule: messenger RNA, 270 nt
Organism: Microbotryum saponariae
Lineage: Eukaryota; Fungi; Basidiomycota; Microbotryomycetes; Microbotryales; Microbotryaceae
Source: the annotation of a GenBank genome assembly
AUGUUCAUAAUGCAAGUGGACCUCGGCCAGAAAUUAUCCAUGAUCCAUGAGGGAAAUUUUACAUCUUUUUACAGCAAGUCCUUUGGCCGUUCACCUGUCGAAUCUAUCGACGAUCUCCGAUGCGCAAGUACGAUAUCGUCCGCGGGUACUCUGAUUGUCCGCCCAUCGACCUCACUGACGACUUCGACCAUCCCUUCGUUUGUCAAAUGCGCUGACCGCGCCAUGCCGUGGCCUAAAGGCUCGUCUGCGGACGUCGCCAAGUCGGCUUGA